CGUCACAGGCUGGGGUCAUUUCAGUCCAGCUCACGGUCGUCUCGGCAUACUCCGCUUUUGACUCAGCAGAAUGGCGGGACGCCUGCUUCUCCGGGGCUGUUCGGCGGCAGCCCUGCAGCUGAGAAGAACCGCGGUGGUUCGGGCGGGUCACCGCGCCAUGGCGUCCGCGGGAGGAAUCCCAACAGACGAGGAGCAGGCCACCGGCCUGGAGAGAGCCACCAUGGAGGCCCUCAAGCAGGGAAAGGAUCCCUACAGCAUCCUGAAGCCCAAACACUACACGGGCACCAAGGAGGACCCCCACAUCGUCCCCAGCAUUGGAAACAAGAGGCUGGUGGGCUGUCUCUGUGAGGAGGACAACACCGCCAUCGUGUGGUUCUGGCUUCACGAGGGGGAGGCCCAGCGCUGUCCUUCCUGUGGGUCCCACUAUAAACUGAUCCACCACGACCUCCCCCAUUAGAGACGGGACGCCGCUUUGCUCAAAGCCAGAUCCUGUCCGUCUGUCCCGGCGUUAAACAUGUACAGCUUAGCAUUAAAAGGUGAACUGAAA
Molecule: messenger RNA, 547 nt
Organism: Oryzias latipes (Japanese medaka)
Lineage: Eukaryota; Metazoa; Chordata; Actinopteri; Beloniformes; Adrianichthyidae
Gene: cox5b2
Product: cytochrome c oxidase subunit 5B2
Biological process (GO): mitochondrial electron transport, cytochrome c to oxygen
Cellular component (GO): mitochondrial envelope; respiratory chain complex IV
Source: RefSeq, a predicted model, not a curated record